Messenger RNA from Lotus japonicus, 1416 nucleotides. RefSeq lists its product as uncharacterized. The transcript is spliced from 3 exons. The record is from RefSeq and is a predicted model, not a curated record. The coding region runs from base 1 to 1416 and encodes 471 amino acids. Lineage: Eukaryota; Viridiplantae; Streptophyta; Magnoliopsida; Fabales; Fabaceae.
AUGCAGCAGAUUGAAAGGAACCAAUUGAGCAGUGAUGAUUUAGCAGCAUACACAGCAGAUCAGAUUCGAAAACAAACCAGUACAGGUCCAACCUUCAACCCAAAUCAUGACAAUAACCUUAAUCUUAAUAAGAAUGGGAGUUCUGAAGACCUAGAAAGUCCAGCAGAGAGUGAUGAAGAGAAUGGCAAUGUAAAAAGGAAGUUUCCAAAGUUCAAGGCUAGAGAUGAUGAUUUUGUAAUCAAAUUUGAGGUUGGCCAGAUAUUCACAAAUGUUGAUCUGUUUAGAAAUGUUGUGAGAAACUAUGCUUUGCAGAAUAAGAAGGAUCUUGUGUUUGAUAAGAAUGAUACAAAGAGGAUUGUGAUAAAAUGCACUGAAAAGUGCCCAUUUUACUUGAGGGCUUCCAAGUAUGUACAGAAUAAUUAUUUUCAGAUUGUCACAUUUAAGGAUGAGCACACAUGCUAUUUGAGUAAUAGAAACCGACAAGCAAGGCCUAGUUUUCUUGCUAAGAAGUUUGUGCACCUUCUAAGGCACACCCCUCAUAUGAAACUGAAAGCUUUAGCUGAGGAAGCUAGACAUAGGUGGAGUGUGAGGUUGAGCAGAUAUCAAGUAUCUAGAGCUAGAGUGAAGGCUAUAGCUAUGAUUGAAGGGGCAACCUUGGAGCAAUAUAAGCAUCUCAGGAGUUAUGGUGAAGAGCUUAGAAGAAGCGAUCCAGGAACCAUAGUCAAAAUCAAAACCAUGGUAGAUGCUGGUGUAGUAGUAUUUGAGAGGAUAUAUGUAUGCCUAGCUGCAUGCAAAAGAGCCUUUGCCACCACAUGUAGACCUCUCAUUGGUUUAGAUGGGUGCUUCCUCAAAGGAGUUUAUGGGGGGCAACUCUUGACUGCUGUUGGAAAGGAUGGUAAUAAUCAGAUGUAUCAUAUAGCAUAUGCAGUUGUAGAGGCUGAAACAAAAGAUUCUUGGGAGUGGUUUGUGGACUUGUUACUGGCAGACUUAGACAGUAUUCAGAGCAAGAGAUGGUGCUUUAUAUCUGACCAGCAAAAGGGGCUUGUUCCUACACUGGCAGCAAUGGAUGAGAAUGUUGAUCAUAGAUUCUGUGUUAAACAUCUCUAUGGAAAUUGGAGGAAGAAAUACCCUGGACAGGAAAUGAAAGGAGCACUUUGGUCUGCUGCAAGAGCAAAUACUAUGUCACAUUGGGAGAAGACAAUGGAUAAGUUGAAGGAAUUGAAUGAGGAGGCUUGGAAUGACAUGAAGCAGAUACCUAUCAAACAAUGGAGUAGGGCUGGCUAUAGCACAUACCCAAAAUGUGACUUGCAAGUUAAUAACAUGUGCGAGGCCUUCAACAGAGCAAUCCUAGAGUAUAGGGAUAAACCUAUAAUCAACAUGCUUGAAGGAAGUUCUAUCUUACCAACAGGAUUGUGA